AUGAAAGGUAUUCAGAUAGCUAUAGAUAGAGGUGGCACAUUUUGUGAUGUUAUUGCCAAAAUUCCAAAUCAAGCAGAUUAUGUAUUUAAAUUAUUAUCAAUUGAUCCAUUAAAUUAUAAAGAUGCACCGACCGAAGGUAUUCGAAGAGUCUUGGAGAAAGUAACUGGUCAAUCAAUCGAUAAAAAUUCAAAGUUGAACCUUGAUUUAAUUGAAAGUGUAAGAAUGGGAACAACUGUGGCUACAAAUGCAUUAUUAGAAAGAAAAGGUGCUAAAGUAUUAUUGGUUACGACCAAAGGUUUCAAAGAUGUUUUAUUGAUUGGUAAUCAAACAAGACCGCAUAUAUUUGAUUUAACAGCAAAGAAAUUAUCACACUUAUACUCAAAAGUGUUAGAAAUUGAUGAAAGAAUAACAAUUGCAGGGUUUUCUGAAGGAGGUGGAUCAAAAUUAAAACUAGAUAUGUCUGAUCCAGAAUUAAUCGAAAGUGUAAGUGGUGAUAUAAUUAAAAUUAUAAAGAAACCAGAUUAUGAAAAAGUUAAACAAGAUUUACAAGAAAUUUAUAAUCAAGGUGAAAUUAAAACAAUUGCAUUAUCAUUAUUACAUUCAUACGCAUACCCAGAACAUGAAUUACAAGUUGCUAAAAUUGCAAAAUCUAUAGGUUUUAAUGUCUCAGCCUCACAUGAAUUACAACCAAUGUUGGGAUUUGUAAAUCGUACUUCAUCAACAGUUGCUGAUGCUUAUUUAUCUCCAGUUAUAAAUGAUUAUAUACAAAAUUUUGGUCUUGGAUUUGAAGGUGGCUUAGAUGCAUUUGGUAAUAAAUUAUUAUUCAUGCAAUCAAAUGGUGGAUUAUGUCCAUGGUAUAAAUUUACUGGGUUAAAAGCUAUUUUAUCUGGUCCAGCUGGUGGUAUGGUUGGUUUUGGAGAAACAUGUUUUGAUAAAAUUAGUCAAAAGGCAACAAUUGGUUUUGAUGCUGGUGGUACUUCAACUGAUGUUUCAAGAUAUUCAGGCAUUUUAGAACAUAUCUAUGAGACUGUAGUUAGUGAAGUUAGUUUACAAACCCCACAAUUGGAUAUUUCAACAGUUGCAGCUGGUGGUGGUUCAAUGUUAUUUUAUAGAAAUGGAAUGUUUGUAACUGGUCCAGAAUCUGCAGGUUCUGAUCCUGGUCCUGCUUGUUAUAGAAAAAAUGGUCCAUUAACAGUAACUGAUGCAAAUUUAUUUUUAGGUAGAUUAUUACCAGAAUAUUUCCCACAAAUAUUUGGUCCUAAUCACGAUCAACCAUUGAAUUGUGAAAUUGUAAAAAAGAAAUUUAUUGAUUUAACUGAAGAAAUUAACGAAGAUAAAGAUGUAAAACUAACACCGGAAGAAGUGGCAAAUGGCUUUUUGAAAGUUGCAAUUGAAUCAAUGGCAAGACCAAUUAGAAAUUUAACUGAAGCUAAAGGGUUUGAAACUUCACAACAUCAUUUAGCAUGUUUUGGAGGUUCAGGUGGUCAAUUUUCUGUAUCAUUAGCUAAAAAUUUGAAUAUUUCGGAUGUUGCUAUACAUAAAUAUUCAUCAUUAUUAUCUGCUUAUGGUAUUCAAUUAGCUGAUAUUGUAAUUGAAAAACAAUCACCAGCAUCAUUUGUAUACGAUGAAAAUACUGAAAUCAUAGAUAAAAAGAUACAAAUACUAAUCGAUGCAGCAAAGAAAGAAUAUGAAGAACAGAAUUUACAACUGGAUAGAAGAUUUCAAGUCUUAUUGAAUAUGAGAUAUGUUGGCUCUGAUACUCAUGUAUUAAUACCUAUUGAAAAAGGUGUAUAUGAUGCAAGUGAGAAAUUUAUUAAAAAGCAUAAAUUUGAAUUUGGUUUUAAUUUAGAUAGAGAUGUUUUAGUUGAUGAUAUUCAAGUUUUAUUAAUUGUUGAAUCUAAAAAAGAAGAACAUAAUCCAUAUCAAGAAUUUGAAAAUAUUACACCUAAACAAAUUUCCCCAAAGAAAUUUCAAAAAAUUUAUUUUGAUCAAUGGUUGGAUUCUGGGGUUUGUGAAUUAGAUAAUUUAUCGGUUGGUGAUGAAAUAAAAGGUCCUGCAGUUAUAAUAGAUGAAACGCAAACUAUCCUUGUUGAGCCAAAAUCAACAGCAUACAUUUUAAAAUCACAUAUUUUAAUCAAAGUUGAACAUGAGGAACAACCUAAAUUAUCUACAACAGUUGUUGAUCCAAUACAAUUAUCAGUUUUUGGCCAUAGGUUUAUGUCAAUUGCUGAACAAAUGGGUAGAACAUUACAACAAACUGCAAUUUCAACAAAUAUAAAAGAAAGAUUAGAUUUUUCAUGUGCUUUAUUUGAUCAUAAUGGUGAUUUAAUAGCUAAUGCUCCUCAUAUUCCUAUCCAUUUAGGCUCAAUGUCAUAUGCGGUCAAAGCACAAAUUGAGAUUUGGAAAGAUAAAUUGGAACCUGGAGAUGUAUUAGUUUCAAAUCAUCCAAAAGCUGGUGGUUCUCAUUUACCUGAUAUAACAGUUAUAACACCAGUAUUACAAGAUGAUAAACCAAUUUUCUUUCUUGCUUCAAGAGGUCAUCAUGCUGAUAUAGGUUCAAUUGCAGCUGGUUCAAUGCCACCAAAUUCAAAAACUAUAUAUGAGGAAGGUGCAGCUAUAAUUAGUCAUAAAUUAUGCUCAAAGGGAGUAUUUGAUGAACAAGGAAUAACUAAAUUAUUACUCGAAGAGCCAGCAAAAUAUCCUGGAGGCUCAGGAACUCGUGCAUUAAGUGAUAAUAUAUCAGAUUUAAAAGCUCAAAUUGCUGCAAAUUAUAAAGGUAUCAAAUUAUUAAAUAAAUUGGUUGAUGAAUUUACAUUGAAUGUUGUUAAUUUAUAUAUGGAAGGUAUUCAAAAAACUGCAGAAAUUGCAGUUCGAAAUUUAUUGAAAUUAGUUUAUGAAAAAUUUGGUGGUGAUCAAUUAAAAGGCAUUGAUUAUUUAGAUGAUGGAACUCCAAUAUCAUUAAUAGUUACAAUAAAUAAUCAAGAUGGAAGUGCAAUAUUUGAUUUUAGAGAAUCUGGUGAUGAGAUUUAUGGAAAUUUAAAUGCACCAACAGCCAUUUUAAAUUCUGCUGUUUUAUAUGUUUUAAGAUGUUUAAUAUCAACUGAUAUACCUUUAAAUAAUGGAUGUUUAAGACCAAUUAAAGUAUUGACAAGAGAAGAUAGCAUUGUUAAUCCAUCAACUGAUUCUGCUGUCGUUGGUGGAAAUGUCGAAACAACUCAAAGAAUAGUUGAUGUAAUUUUGAAAACUUUUCAAGCAGCUGCUGGUUCUCAAGGGACAUGUAAUAAUUUUACAUUUGGUACUACUGAUCAUCAAAUUUCUUUUGGUUAUUAUGAAACAAUCUGUGGGGGAUCAGGUGCUGGACCAACUUGGAAUGGUCAAUCAGUAGUACAAUGUCAUACAACAAAUACAAGAAUGACAGAUACUGAAUUAUUUGAAAAAAGAUAUCCAGUUAUUGUUCAUGAAUACUCUCAAAGAUUAGAAAGUGGAGGAAAAGGAAACUUUAUGGGUGGUAAUGGUGUAAUUAGAGAUAUUGAAUUUUUAUAUCCAUUAGAAGUUUCAUGUUUAAUGGAAAGAAGAUCACUACCUCCAUAUGGUUUAUUAGGUGGUGAAGAUGGUAAAAGAGGUAUUAAUUAUUGGUAUAGAAAGACAGAAAAUGGGUAUAGUAAAAGAUCAUUAGGUGGUAAAUGUACUGUUAAAGUUUCAAAAGGUGAUAGAAUUGUAAUUAUGACUCCUGGUGGUGGUGGAUUUGGUGAAUCAAAUGAUAAAAUAAAUUAUCCAAUUAAAUCAGACAAUCCAAGUUUAUUGACUGGAAGUAUUGCAAAUCGUACGAUAAUGCAACAAACUAAUUAA
Insectozyma verbasci is the source of this 3849-nucleotide messenger RNA. NCBI's taxonomy places the organism in Eukaryota, Fungi, Ascomycota, Pichiomycetes, Serinales, Debaryomycetaceae. The record is from the annotation of a GenBank genome assembly.